AUGAUUUGCAAGAACGCUUCGAAAGGUGAAAUCAGAGCCCGCAGUAAGAUAAGGGGCAAAAGCGUGCUGAACCAAAAGUCGGAACUGCAGCGGGCGCUCGAGAAGCAGAAGGAGCGCCAGGUGCUCGCCGCACAGAACCUCGCCAAACAGCAAGCCCAAGAGCACACCAUCUCGAACGAGCUGGGGCGGGUGAUAAUGCAGCGGGCGGCCCGGCUCGAGCAGAAGAACCUCGCGGCGGCCGCCGCCGGCUCCCAGCAGGACCAGCCCGAUUCCAUCAACCCGGAGUAUCUGAACGCGCGUGCCAAACUGCGCGCCACCCAGGCCGCCGCCGUCUACUCGAAGUAG
This is a messenger RNA of Aedes albopictus (Asian tiger mosquito), 345 nucleotides long. RefSeq lists its product as uncharacterized. Bases 1 to 345 code for a protein of 114 amino acids. Lineage: Eukaryota; Metazoa; Arthropoda; Insecta; Diptera; Culicidae. The record is from RefSeq and is a predicted model, not a curated record. The transcript has 2 exons.